GAGUGCGGGCAGCCUCACAAAUGUGAUUCUCUAUGUGCUCAUUGCUUCUCUAUUCCACUCUCUCACCAACUCAACUCUGGGCCAGCGUCUCACUCCCUACACGGAGAAUUCGCUCGCUGCUCAACAGAUCCUAGCGAUAAGCAGCGGGACGCGUUUCUCGGUGCAAACAGCCCCAUCUUGCCAGCGCUUGAUUUAAACAAUUCCCGGUCAAAAGUUAGCGAAUUCCACCGAGAAACAAACGAAAUCCGUCCAAAAAAAACCCCCCCGCCGAUUUCAAUUUGAAACUGUAAAUCGUUCGAAAACAACGAAAUUCGAGCGGUUUUCGCUGUUUUUCGGUUGUCGGUCGCUGCCGAGAAACGAUACCAAGGUUAACCCUGCUCCAUACGCACGCACGCCCACUCCCCCUGCUUCUGAGGACCCCGGGAUCCGCCCGCUCCCCGCCGCCGACGCGCCGCAGCAGCCAUUUUCACCUGCUCGUCACCUUUCCUGUUACCGGCGCGGCGCGAGAGGAAGAGGAAGGCUGCGUCGUUUGGUGCCGUGUCGGGGUCCGCCAAUCCGGAGAUUCGGCUGCGAAAGGAAGGUGAUAAGGCGGAGUGCCCGAGAAUUGGCAAUAACUGCUGGAUUGCUGCUGGAGGCGCUCAGUUCCGCGUUCGGUUGCCCGAUUUCGUGCCGAUUCGGAGCUCUCAUUGGGCGCUCGAGCGUGCGUUUAUAUAUAGCGCAUUGGUGGUGGCCUCUCGCCGUCCGUGGCCCGUGGGCCGUGGGUGUGGGUGGAGAACUUGUCGCCGUGCUGAUGAUGCAUUGAGUGGCGGCGAGGCGAUACCCCCUCCCUGAUGUUCCAGGUGGUUGUUUUGCGUGCGUUGGUGAAGAUGCCUCGCGGGCAGGCUCUUUGAUCGCGCGGGGCCUCGCUCGUUGGUGUGUAAGGCGGCAAUGGGGAUCAAGGCGGUGGAGAAGCUCAGGUGCCCCUCGUCGGUGGCCGCCGCGGCGCGGUCAGGCUUGAAGCUGUGGAUGCUGCGGGCCGUGACGACGGUGUUGCUCUGGACCAGCGUCGUGCAGUUCACGGCGGUAGGGAACACCUGGACCUGGGGGCCUCGCGUGCUAAAGGGAUGGCCGUCGUGCCGGACGGCGCGGGAGGCGGCCGCGGUCACCACCACGCGGCUUUCAACGCCGGAGCCCGUCGUGGAGAAGGCUGCGCUGCCACCGAAGAGAAUUUAUCAAAACAAUGGUUAUUUGAUGGUCUCAUGUAAUGGUGGGCUUAACCAAAUGCGAGCUGCUAUAUGCGAUAUGGUUGCCAUCGCAAGAUCUUUGAAUGUGACUUUAAUUGUGCCUGAGUUGGAUAAGACGUCAUUUUGGAAUGAUCCAAGUGAAUUUCAAGACAUAUUUGACGUUGAACAUUUUAUAAUCUCUCUAAGAGAUGAGGUUCGCAUACUUAGAGAAUUGCCACCAAGAGUAAAACGGAGAGUGGAGUUAGGAAAGUUCUACUCAGUGCCUCCUGUUAGUUGGUCGGAUAUCUCCUAUUACCAUAAGAAGAUUCUACCUGCAAUUCAGAAAUAUAAGGUACUCCAUCUUAAUAGAACUGAUGCUAGGCUUGCUAAUAAUGGUCUGCCUCUGGAGAUCCAGAGACUGCGUUGCCGGGUCAAUUAUUCUGCACUGAAAUUUACGUCCCAAAUUGAAGUGUUAGGAAGGAGAGUGAUUAGAAUGCUUCGCCAAAAUGGCCCCUUCUUAGUUAUUCAUUUACGAUAUGAGAUGGAUAUGCUUGCCUUCUCUGGCUGUACUCAAGGCUGCACUCCUAAAGAAACCGAGGAGCUUACAAGGAUGAGGUAUGCUUACCCAUGGUGGAAAGAGAAAGUAAUAAACUCUUUUGUGAAAAGAAAAGAUGGUCUUUGCCCUUUGACGCCAGAGGAGGUUGCUAUUGUUCUUAGAGCAUUGGAUAUCGACAAAAGUAUGCAAAUCUACAUUGCAGCUGGGGAGAUAUAUGGUGGAAAACGCAGAAUGGCUUCUCUUACCUUGGCUUACCCUAACGUGGUGAGAAAGGAGACGCUUCUGGAACCUUCUGAUCUCAUGUUCUUUCAGAACCAUUCGUCGCAAAUGGCUGCACUGGAUUACUUAGUAUCACUGGAAAGUGAUAUAUUUGUUCCCACAUAUGAUGGCAACAUGGCUAAAGUUGUCGAAGGACACCGGAGGUACCUGGGAUUCAAGAAAACAAUCAUGUUGGAUCGAAAACUUAUAGUUGAGCUGGUAGAUCAGUAUACCAGUGGUUCUUUGCGGUGGGAUGAGUUUGCUUCAUUGAUCAAGGCUGUCCAUUCAAACCGUAUGGGAUCAGCAGCCACCAGGGCAGCGAUCCCUGACAGGCCUAAGGAGGAGGACUACUUCUAUGCCAACCCUCAAGAAUGCUUGCAAGGUCCCAAUAUGUUGCAAACAUUGUGAGCUUGUCACUUGUCAGCGCUCUUGCCAUUCUUUUUGCAACUUGGCAUGGCUGAACAUAGGAUUAUCCAUCAUAUCUUCUGAACCUGCCAAAUGGAAUAACAUGCUUUUGUUAGCAGUUCAGAGCCCAAUGAGAAGGUCUGUGAACGGGUUCUGAAACAACAAAGGUGGAUAUAUGACUUGAAUUUAGGUGAUAGGCAAUGCUUGAGUGGAGAGGCAAUUUGUUUGUGGAUUAAACCAGCAAAAGCUGUCAAGCAGAGCUGAUGCUCAUGUACGAGACUGUAGUAUAGAUGGUGCAGUAAGUCCAAAAGUGAUCUUUGUAGGGAAAUAUUGUUUCAAAAGAAAAACUUUUCUACACGUGCCAACAUUUGGAUAAGAAAAUCUGUCAACUUUCCGGUUCA
Messenger RNA from Zea mays, 2822 nucleotides. RefSeq names its product O-fucosyltransferase family protein. The record is from RefSeq and is a predicted model, not a curated record. Bases 928 to 2424 code for a protein of 498 amino acids. Gene Ontology annotation, cellular component: cytoplasm. The transcript is spliced from 8 exons. NCBI's taxonomy places the organism in Eukaryota, Viridiplantae, Streptophyta, Magnoliopsida, Poales, Poaceae.